Molecule: messenger RNA, 7578 nt
Organism: Pocillopora meandrina
Lineage: Eukaryota; Metazoa; Cnidaria; Anthozoa; Scleractinia; Pocilloporidae
Source: the annotation of a GenBank genome assembly
GUGAAGCCAAAUUCAAAGAAGAGCAGCAACGGAUAUCAACAAGUUGGGGUGGAAUGUUAUGGAGGAGGAAUCUGGGCCACUUGGUUUGACAGGGAUUUGAAAUUGGCUGGCAGAAUUAUGAUUAAGGUACUAUACUGUAGCAUUUACUUCCAACAUUAGAUUCUGCCUUGAGACAUCACUUAAAAGAGAAAAUAGAGAAAAACAAAGAAUAUUUUUGUGCAUUGCUUGCAUAAUACAAGUUUCAAUAAAAUUGGUGAUGAUAAUGUUGCAUUGAAUACAGACUGAAUUGGACUCCACCUGAUCAUAUUAACAUUAUUAUUUCCUAUUUCUUCCUGGUUUGAAUUGAUCAUGCAACAGAAAGGUGAUAAAUUGCAGCACCAUUUAGUUCACAUUGACAGACCAAUCAUGCGUAUUCCACAUCUGGCAAUUCAUCUGCAGCGACAUCAAUGACAAGUUCUCACCAAAUAAAGAAACUCACAUGUAAGUAACUUAAUUCAAGCCACAGAAAGCCCAAGUUCAGUGCAAGAGUAUCUGAAUAACGUUGUUGUAACACAGACAAUGCUAGAUGAGCAUAGAUUCUAGUGGCAGAAAAAAGUGAUAGUUUUAAGAAGCCAAAGACUGUGAUAUGAGAAACAGUCCAUCAAACAGAUCUGCUGAUCAAUAGUUUUCUUGGUUUAUUAAAAAGGAAAAGCUUUAUAUUGUAGAAUUAUUGUAAAUAUGUUUACUUGAUGAGCUGAUGUGGUCAUGAACACAGAGUCAUGGGGUGCAUGAUCAGUACUGACAGUAAAUUAAGUUAUAUCUGAACAAACUUAAGCGAGUUGUCUUUCUCUUAUUCCAGAGCACCUAUCUUAUCAACUUGUGUAUAUGAAAGUCUGGUGAAUAAUUCAGCCAAUGAAGAUGACAUCAGUGACAAAGAGCCCAAGGAAAAAAAAUGUAGGGUGAGUAAUUAUCCAUUUAUGAUGUACAGUUAAUGGUUUCAACCUGGGAAUUGCAAUACACUCACUAAUGAUGUCUCCUGUUCAGGUUGCCAAUAUUUAAUUCAUUGUUACUGACAACAAUUCUUUCCUGGAUCAACAAUUGCACUACGUGAUUGAUUGUAUUGCACCUUGUAAGAUAUAAAUUCAUUCAUUACAUAUUUGUUUCUUUAUUUACUUAAUUAUGGCACUGAAUUUACCAAUUUAUUUCUUUAGAGCAAUUCUCAUCAGUCAACUCUAAUCACACUCUUAACAGAGGAGUUGAAAUGUGAACAAGAACAAAUCAUGGACUUUGACUUGCACCUGGCUGACAGCCAGCCUGCUGUGAGUAUCAAUUUCUGAUCAUGUCAUCAUUCAUGUGCAAUAAGUUUAAAAGAUUGCAUGCUAAAAGUCUCUUUACAGCUAAGAGUGUAUGACUAGCAUCUAAUUUCUCUUUACAAUAUGACCCCUGAAUCACACAAUGAGGUCACAAGUUGGAAAUGAUCACCAACUAAAGAAAAUCCUGAUUGUCAAACAAAUUCUCUUUGUCAGCACCUUCAAAAUGUAUGGAGAACAGUAUGGAGAAUUUAAGGGUGCAGAGGGUUAGAAUUAUAUUUAUACUUUACCUCCAGGGGGUCCUUCUCCUGUAAAUUCUGUUUUACAUAUACAAGUCAACCUGUUUAGUGUCAUGUAUCAUCUCUUUUAAAAUGCUAAGUAAACAGAAACAUUCACUAGGUAAUGACAAUGUCAGAAGUCAUUUCCUUGAUUUUAAAACCUUAUUUUCUCAACCAAUUUUCAAAGAUAAUUGAAUUAAGGAGGUAAGUUUCUAAAGAAACUGUAGUGCUGCAUCAGUGGGAGAGUAUGACAGGGUAUUUAGUAUUAUCAAAAUGUAAAUUGGCCAGCAUAAAGAGUUUCAAAGCUGAUGUUAGCUCUGACCAAGGGCUAACACUCAAAAUGUUAGCUUUGAAACUCUUCACAUUCAAGUUGGCCAAUUUACGUUAUCAACUUAAUUGAUAAAUAUAUACUAAACUACCCAAUUUUCAAAGAGAUUAAUAUCAGUGUAAUGGAACAUUAGUAGCUCAGAUCUUGGGUGUCAGAGGAUUUGGCUUUUCAUUCACGGGGAAAACAUUGUACUAAAUGACUCACAUUCCAAAGAAUAGCAAAUUACUGGCUGUUAUUUCCCUUUCAUGGGUAAAGCCAGGGGGUCUUCUGGUUUGCCCAUUACACCCCUUUAGUUGGAGUGAGCCAACAACAUAGGAACAUUAAAAUUCAGGUUUGAAAAUGGGCUAAUACAAAUAAUUUGCAUGACAUAAACUCUUACCACUGCCAGUUACUCCAUUUGCCAAUCCUCACUGUAUGUCAAUACAAGAUGGUAUGAGCCCCUUCACUUAAGGAAUUUUUAACAUUAAAUAUUAAUCCCCUUAUUCCUUGUGGUAAAUUGUACAAGCCACACCCCUGAUUUUGCAUUUCAACCAUACUUUAUUUAGGCUCUCUUUAAUUAAUCUAUUUUAUUUUUUCUCUCUUAGACUUUUGGUGGUGCACUGGAAGAGUUUAUUUUUUCACCAAGAUUGGACAACCAAGUCAGCUGUUUUUGUGCUUUACAGGUAGAGUGAGUCUUUGAUUUAGAGCAAAAUGGAGAGAAUAUUCCUUUCAGAAAACCAAAACCAUUUAUCAAUUCUGAAAUAAUGAUCCAUGUUCUUGUAUGUGUAUGUUCAGGUGCUUCAACCUGGCUUUGUUAAUUUUAAACACCAGUUCUUUGGUAGAUAUAUACCACCACCUUUUUCCAAGUGUUCCCUUAAAAAUCUUGGUAUGCUUUUGUACAUUCCUUAGUCAAAGUUGUGCAUACCAGUAAGUUACAAUCCAUCAAAGAAUUGGUGUUUAACAUAGCAAAGAUCAUUCUGAGCCAUCCUAAUUUCAAGCUUGAGUUGUUUUCAUUGACAAUGUUGUACUCCUUAACUCUUAGGGCCUUAUUCAAUCUCUGGAAGGUCCAUCUUUGGCAUCAGAUCCCAACAUCCGAAUAAUAACUUUGUAUGACAAUGAAGAGGUACAUAAUAAGUCAAGUACAUGUUUAUGACAUCAAAGAAAACUGAUCCAAUGCCAGUUAAUCAAUCAAGUUUUUAGUAACUUCCAUCAAUGCAUAUUCAGUGUACUGUAAACUAAUUUACUAAAACAUCCUGAUGACAGGUUGGUUCUGGGAGUGCCCAAGGAGCAGAGUCAAUGCUCACGGAGCAUAUUCUGCGUCGCUUGUCAGCAGGUCAGUUGUUCUCAAUUUGAUCACAUUAAUUUUACAUAAUAUAUGAACCUUGUAGUGGCCAAGCAUACUGUAGAGUCUCAGUGGCGCAAUCGCAGCUUUUAAUGCUAUGAUUUUUUGGCUUGAAACCUAGGUGGAACAGCUACAAGUUUUGAAGAGGCAAUACCCAAGUCAUUUCUUCUCAGUGCUGACCAAGCCCAUGCAGUGCAUCCAAACUAUUCGUAUGUAUCCAUAACUUAUAAAAUCCUUUAAACCUUCAACAUCGAUAUUGACAUUCUCCAUUCUGUUCUCUGUACAUUCCUUAAGGGGCUGGGAAGGAGAAUUUGUUCAGCAAUCAAGAGUUUCUUUCAUUGGUGAUCAUUUCCUAAUUAUUCUUGUGGCCCUAAAGUUUGAUUUAGGGGUUAUAUCAUAGGGAGAAAUGAGAUGCUGAUCAGUCAUGGGCAUCAAAGUGGUUAAAAGCCUCUUGCAAUGUGUUAUGUUUGACUUGCACAUGAGUUUUCAGAUAGCGUGGUUAGUUGGCAAAUAUAGGUUAAUAUGGAUGAUAGCCCUGUAAGCUGUUUUAUUAUAAUUUGCUUUUGGAUGUUGUGGAAUAAAAAAACUUAUCUCAUCAGCCGUUACUUCAGUAGUUGAGUGAAAACUUCUAGCCUUAAUCAGGUGAUAGGUCAGCAUUUUGGGUCGGGUAUGGACAACUGGUUUUUCUUCUUUUCUGUUGUAGAGAAAAACAUGAAGAGAACCAUAAACCUGCUCUCCACAAGGUGAGGCCUUGACAAACAGAACUGUUAAUAAUUAAAAUACUUGAGAUAGUAGUCACCUGCUCUCAUUGGUUGAUUGGUGUGUUUCGAGGAGAGUAUUUAGACACAGUUAUGAUGUCAUACUCUCUAUGCUUCCGGGAAAUAUUUUAUGAAACCAAUAGAUAACUUUUUUCCCUGUUUUAUUAGCCUCAUCUAAACACUUUGUGGUUGGGGAUGAUUUGAGAAAAUUGAGCAGACCCUGAAUUACAUCUUGAGCUUGCACGACUUUCUCAAAUUCCCUCGACAACCCUUGUGUUUAGGAGUGAGAAACUUCUCUGCAGAUUAGUCAGUCAGGAAUAGAAGGUUUGGUUUCUGCAGGAAUCGAAAGCUGUGGUGUCUUCUUAAGGGAAAGUAUUUUUGCUCCUCUUUUUCCUUAAAUCAAUUAAAUCUUGGACGCGUUAUUUAAAUGUUCAACAUCCUUUCUUCCUUCACACUGACAUGGCAAUGUUCAAACACCAAUUCAGGGGUGUGACCUGGUGGAUUUUGAACUUCACAUCGUGGUAAAUCCUGUACAAUUUAUUUAUUUUUGUAGUUUUUUUUUAGGGUCCAGUAAUUAAAAUUAACAGUAACCAACGAUAUGCAACAACAGCCCUGUCCUCAAGCAUUUUAAGGGUGAUUGCAGAGAAGAGUGAGGUUCCGCUGCAGGUAAAAGUUCUGGGAUGUGUUAGAUAAAAAAUGGUGACAACUAGUUACCUUUGCUUGAACUUCUGCAAUUACCGAGCAGUAGUUUUAAUUCCAUCGUAUUUUUUUAUCACAGGAAGUGUGUGUGCGAAAUGAUUCUCCAUGUGGAACCACUAUAGGCCCCAUCCUGUCUGCCAAGCUUGGUUUAUUAACCUUAGGUAAUUGAAUUUAGUUGUGUGCAAAUACCAGCGAUGUACAAAUAUAUGUUAUCCACUCAACACAAGAGUAAAAAGUUGGUUACCAGCAUUCCAUGGUCAGAUAUAAGACAUGUCACUGCCGUCUGUUUAGCCUGUGAGCAGGCUCUUGUGUUUGGGUUACACCAUCGGCAGCCACUAAUUGGAAAAGUUGUUGAAACUGCUGCUUAACUACUAUUUUUCUGACAGGGAUGUACAUUGGUGUAAGCCAGACAAUGCUUUUCGAUAAUUUCAAGAGUUCUUUGCUCCCAGACUCCUUUUUGUUUUCUGUCAUACAGCUCUACCAUUUAAACAAUAUCUAAGAAUUUCGGAUGUUAUGAAUUGUUUCAGGCAUCUAAACAUCACUGUCAGAAGUGAUAUAGACAAUUUCCUAACAGUCACGCAUUCUCAAAGAAGCAUGAAAAUUUGGUGAAUAAUCAGAAUUUUUGAGACCUAGAAAAAGUAUGGAAAGUGAAAUAAGAAGUCUUUAAAAAAAUUGGGAUGAAGCCAGAAGUUCUAACCAAGGAAAGCAAGUGCGUUAUUACUGAGUGAGAUUAAGCUAAAUAUCUGGAAGUAAAUGGUAAAUGAUAAAUUGCAAACUUUAUUUAUGAUCUGCUUUCAGACCUUGGCGGUCCCCAGCUAGCAAUGCACUCCAUCCGAGAAAUGUGCUGCUCCUCUAUUGUACAUCAAGAGACACUGCUAUUCAAGGUGACAAUUUCUUUGCUUAGUAAGGCAUUCAUAAGCUGGCGUUACAUGAUCUGUUACGCAACGCUAUCUUACAUUAGGGCGAGGUUGCACGUGAUGGUUUCUAUCAUGUCGCCCAAAAAACAUCUCGCCCGAAAUAAAUAGUCAUGCUGCCCGAUUUUUUAUUACUUGUAAAAACAUCAAAAUUGGCAUAUUUGUUAGAAACCGCUGAAGGUACCGAUUGAUUGAAACACUCUUCUGGUGUAUUUAGUUUCGUUACCAAUCCUUCAAUAGUGAAAUGUCACUGUAAAUAGUUCAGCGAGACAUAUAUAACCAAAAUAAACAACGUUUAUUUAAUUCAACCUAUAAUCUGGAAGAGUAUCACGACAGCGUUAAACUUUUAUUGUAGUCACAUUAAAAUGUCUUUGUGUUCAAUUUGUUUCAUCGACUAAACGAAUCGAUACAAAUCAUGUGGCGAAGCAAAGCAUAUAAGCGAUGCAAACGAAUGAAUCACGUUCUCCUAAACAAAGAAAAUCAUUGUAGGCCUGAACUAAAAUUCAGCAGACGUAAACUAAACCUGAACUAACGGAAAAUAAUUCACUAAGCCCAAAAAAUAUAAAAUGCAAAAUAAAACCUAACAUGAAAUUAUAAAGCACACAGCAUCGCCAAUCUACCCGUUCUCUUAUGGUGGCCAAGUGGUGUGUUCUUUGGACUAAGAAAAUGCUCCUAAGGAGCGCAAUCGUCGCACUGUACGACCUGUUGGCGUGGUCUAAAUACAUUACCUUCGUUACUUAUUUUGUUAUUGUUAAGAAGGUCACAAAUAGACAUAAUAGCAAUUGAUUUGCAUGUUACGCGCUUGCCCUUUUACUCACUUGUCAGAGGCGAAAAUCGACAUUUGUUUACCGGGGUUUUGACCAUAUCUGAGUGAAUGGGCGGGUGCGAAUCUACCAGGGGGUUGACUAGUGAGCAAAUUGAUUCUCCUCAGCAAUUAAUUGUGAGUCUUGGUUUUUUUCUUUUACAGAGUUUCUUUGAGACACUUCCAACAGUACUGGAUUCCGUAGUAGGAGCUGACUAAAGUCAAGCCAAUGGCAUUCCUGAGCUUCUUUUACUUGAAUCCUUUCUUCGCUUCAAUGAUUUUUUGCUUGAAAAGCAAUGUAGGUUCAACUCAGCAAAGCAAACAAGACACUUUGUCUAAAGAAAAGGGACAUAAUCCGAACACAAUCAAUGAGAAAAUCUUGUAACAAGAGGAGGGGUUGAAGACGGAAGCACGUAAACAAGAGAUACUUUACAAACAGAGUACCCUGCGAACUUUCUCAUUCAUCAAUUGUCUGUUAUAAUCAGGCAGGACGUGUACAGGCAUAAAAGGGUAGUUCUUGGAACUGUGUCCCUUGUUUUGCAUUUACAACUUCUAAAAUACGAAUGACGAAAAGCACGUGACAAGCACGCUAAGCACAAUAAAUUUUUGCAUUACUCUUCUCAUUCAAUCCAGCAGCUGAAUUUCUAUUGACAAAGUUUCUUGAAACUGUGAGUAUAUAUUGAUAAUAUUUAUCGUGUUCGUUUUGUGUUAAGUUGCUGAUGCGAAGGGUGUCUACACACCAAAGACCAAAGACCUAAAACCAAAUACCUCCGGAAGACCCAGAUGUAAUAUUAUAAUAUUUCCUUUAUAAUAUUUCCUUUAUUUCAGCACACGAAAUCAGUUGAAGUAACAUCCACUGAUCAAAAAAACAAUUCAAGGUCGAGAUUUAUGUUGAACAUUUGAGAACCAGUAAUUCCAACCAAAGUUGACCCUAACCGGUUGAAUUAUUUCUCUAUUCACCGAUUUCUUUGACGCGCACGGCGAAUGAAAUCAGACUUAAGGUUUCUUUAAUAUCUUGAGAGGUUGCUUUGUGGGAAAAUUCAUGCCAAAUCUAAUAUAUCUUAGAGAAUAGAACCGAUAGUAAUCUUUUAGACAAUUAAAUUUGUCACGAAAGCCUGAGGAUACAGCUAUGUCGUAUGUAGACAAGUGAGUACAGCGACGAAUAAAAUAAAAACGAAAACGAAUGCUG